AUUGUUUAGGUUGUGCUUGUGCCGUGCGUUCUGCGUUGCGUCGAGUCACAGUUUUCGAGUAAAUUCUUUUAAUCGGUUAUGUUUGGGGUAGAGCCUCUAAUUGAAGUGCUAUCUCAGCCGCCGUGGGAUAAUCUUUGGCUGCUUCUGUUCUGCAGUUUGAUCGACGGCAUAGCACCAGCGGUGUUGAUGUUUUGGGUCUAACCUCUGCAUAAUUUUAUGUGAACAUGGAGGGCGACGAACUCGGUAAUGAGCUUGUCCGAUUAGAUGGAGGCUUCUUGGUUGAUGAGGAGACUUACGUUGUUAAUUCAGACGAUGUACUCGAUCAAGAAGAGAAUAAUUCUGACUCUUGCAUGGGCAAACAUGCACCACUUAGGGAGCAGGACAGAUUUCUACCCAUAGCCAACAUUGCCAAGAUUAUGAAGAGGGCCAUUCCGGAAAAUGGAAAGAUAGCUAAAGAUGCCCGGGAAUGUGUUCAAGAAUGCAUCUCCGAGUUCAUUUCAUUUGUCACUAGUGAGGCCAGUGACCGGUGCCAGGUUGAGAAGAGGAAGACCAUCAAUGGAGAAGAUGUCCUGUUUGCUAUGAAUACACUGGGCUUUGACAACUAUGUGGAACCGUUGAAACUCUAUUUGAAGAAAUAUAGAGAGAUUGUACUGUCUCCUGUAACAAUUCAGAAAAUUAACAAAACAAUAGUACUGUAUGAAGAUGGAAUACCGGACCAGGCCGAGAACGACAAUGAAACACAGACUGAGACCACAGUGAUAUACACGUCAUACCCUAAGGGAAUGGACGAGUUCACACUUGGAUGAGAU
Cydia amplana is the source of this 809-nucleotide messenger RNA. RefSeq lists its product as uncharacterized. Gene Ontology annotation, biological process: regulation of transcription by RNA polymerase II. The record is from RefSeq and is a predicted model, not a curated record. The coding region runs from base 225 to 806 and encodes 193 amino acids. The transcript is spliced from 5 exons. Gene Ontology annotation, molecular function: RNA polymerase II cis-regulatory region sequence-specific DNA binding; DNA-binding transcription activator activity, RNA polymerase II-specific; protein heterodimerization activity. Gene Ontology annotation, cellular component: CCAAT-binding factor complex. Lineage: Eukaryota; Metazoa; Arthropoda; Insecta; Lepidoptera; Tortricidae.